GGAAAAUCUCUCCUUGACGCGGUUCUGAGAGGUACGUACCAGCACCAGAGAUAGCGAGUUGGUGGUCCAAAAUAGCGCGUCAUCAAUGGCAAGUGCCAUAUAAAGAGAGCGAGGGAGAGAGAGGGAGAGAUUUCCAUCUAAAACCUGCAAAAGCUGACACGGUUACUACGAGACGGGCGGACGACUCUAUCACGCUUCAUAUCGCUGCCAAUUGGGCUGUGGCCGCGAAGUGGGGAAGCUGUCAGCGAUGCAUGGGAAUCUUCAAUGAAUGACAAGAGCAAGGUGAACGAACAAGGCGCAACUUUCUGAAGUCCAAGUGUUGAUUGGGAUGUCCUAGGCCGGUGGCGGUGGAUCAGAGACGGUCCCGCCGGGUGAAGGGAGUAAUGGUCAUCUUGGUCCUGGCUAUGGUCAUCUCAUAUUUCGGUUGUCCGCAAGCAGCCCCGAUGAAAGAAGCCGGCGCCUCCUUCUACCCCGGGCGAGCGGACGGGGCGAGAGACGGGAUGGGACCGGCCCGCGGGCUGGGAGCGCUGGCCCAGACGGUGGAACAUGUGCUGGAGGAACUGCUGGAGGAGGUGGAUGAGCCGGAGAGACCGGCGAGCGACAGCGACAGCGAAGGCGGGGGCAACAAGGAAGUCGACCUGUACUCGUCGCGGGUGAUGUUGAGCGGCCAAGUGCCUCUGGAGCCGCCCCUGCUCUUCCUGAUGGAAGAGUACAGGAACUUCUUGGAAGCGGCCAACAUGUCGGCCCGGGUCCGGCGCCACUCCGACCCGGGGAGGAGAGGGGAGCUGAGUGUGUGUGACAGCAUCAGUCAGUGGGUGACGGCCGACAAGAAGAAGACUGCCGUGGACAUGUCCGGCCAGACGGUCAGCGUCUUGGAAAAAAUCCUCGUCCAGAACGGCCAACUUAAGCAGUACUUUUACGAGACCAAAUGCAACCCCAAGGGUUUCACCAACGAAGGCUGCAGGGGAAUAGACAAGAAACAUUGGAAUUCGCAGUGUAGAACCAGCCAAUCCUAUGUGCGAGCUCUAACCAUGGAUGGUAGGAAGAAGAUUGGGUGGAGGUUUAUACGGAUAGACACGUCGUGUGUAUGUACGCUCACCUUUAAGAGGGGGAGAUAAUAAAUUGGUGUAUAUAGAUUUUAUUGAGAAGUAAUCUAUUUGUAUAUAUUACAUACAGGGUAAUUUAUUCCGUCGAGAUGAUACAGAAUACUAAUUUUAUGGACUGCAUGUGUAAAUGAAGUUUAUACCGUUAAAAAAAAAAGUGGUUAUACGGUUUAUUUAUUGAACAUGUCCAUGGCCCGGGGAAGUGU
Messenger RNA from Leucoraja erinaceus (little skate), 1309 nucleotides. RefSeq names its product brain-derived neurotrophic factor (gene bdnf). Lineage: Eukaryota; Metazoa; Chordata; Chondrichthyes; Rajiformes; Rajidae. The record is from RefSeq and is a predicted model, not a curated record. Bases 384 to 1118 code for a protein of 244 amino acids. The transcript has 2 exons. Gene Ontology annotation, molecular function: growth factor activity; nerve growth factor receptor binding. Gene Ontology annotation, biological process: negative regulation of neuron apoptotic process; nerve growth factor signaling pathway; memory.